AUGAAGAAAGGAGUAUCUUUUAUAUGGGACGAGGCUUGCCAGAAAACGUUUGAGGAGAUUAAGCAAUAUCUCUCCAAUCCACCGAUAUUGGUCGCACCAAAGUCUGGUAAACCUUUCUUGAUAUAUAUUCGGGCUACAGAUCAUGCAUUAGCAGGGCUCCUGGCACAAGAUGAUGAAAAUGGCCAUGAACAAGCCGUCUACUAUCUUAGUAGGACAUUAUCGGGUGCUGAACCUCGUUAUCCUCUCAUUAAGAAGGAAUGUUUGGCGCUGGUCUUCACAGUUCAGAAAAUACGACAUUAUUUGGUUGGGCAAAUCAUACAUGUUAUUUCUCAUAUUAAUCCUAUUCGGGUAUUCAUGACACAGCCCAGUGCAUUGAAUUGGCGACUCGCCAGGUGGGUUUUAUUGCUUUCCCAAUAUGACAUCCACUUUAAACCUCAAAAAGCAGUGAAAGGCCUGGCUAUCUGUGACCUUAUGGCUAAUCAUCCACUAAAAGAAAAGGUCGAAUUAUACCAGGACAUACCUGAUGAGGCAUAUGAAGCAAACAUCGUCUCUAGAGAACAAGUAUGGCAAUUGUACUUUAAUGGUGUAGCAAGGACAAGUUCUACUGGUCGGGUUAUAGCUAGAGUGGGGGUUGUCUUUAUCUCUCCCCAAAACCACAUACUCCUACGCGCCGUUUCUUUAACAGAGCCGUGUUCUAAUAAUAUGGUGGAAUACAAUACUUUGUUGGUUGGCUUGGAUAUAGCCAAGCAGUUGGGAGUGAAAUGCUUAGAGGCAUACAGUGAUUCUCAACUUAUUGUUAAUCAAAUGAAAGGAGAAUAUGAGGUUAGGAAUAAAGACCUCAUUCCUUACCAUGCCGCAGCAAUCGCAUUGGCCGAUUCCUUUGAGGGCUUUUACAUUAACCAUGUACCCCGUCUCAAGAAUACCUAUGUUGAUGCACUGGCGUCACUUGCGGCUACCUUAGCUCUACCUGAAGGAACUACCCAGCAGGUCACAUUGACAAGUAGACAAUUAUUCAAAUCAAAGUAUGCACUGCAGAUCAAUGCAGUUGAAGCGGAACCUUCAACACUCGAACAUAAAGAUUGGCGAUUUCCAAUCAUCGAUUAUGUCUUAUACGGCUUAUUGCCUGAAGACAUCAAAGAAAAAGAAUCUAUUCGUAGACGAGCACCUAGAUUCUACUAUGAUUCUCAAUCCCAGACUUUGUAUCGAAAGUCGUACGAUGGACUUUUGCUUCACUGUUUGUCAAAUAGGGAAGCAAAAGAAGCCCUUAAAGAGGCUCAUGGUGGCAUCUGCGGAGCUCAUCAGCCUGGUCCUAAAUUAUGGGAUCGACUACGCAGAUUGGGUUAUUAUUAG
Molecule: messenger RNA, 1350 nt
Organism: Asparagus officinalis (garden asparagus)
Lineage: Eukaryota; Viridiplantae; Streptophyta; Magnoliopsida; Asparagales; Asparagaceae
Exons: 1
Coding region: 1-1350 (449 amino acids)
Molecular function (GO): RNA-DNA hybrid ribonuclease activity; nucleic acid binding
Source: RefSeq, a predicted model, not a curated record